AUGGUCCGUCGCGCGACGGCUGCAGGUAGCAUUUCAUGUCAUUUCUCUUGUUCAUGCGCUCCAAUGUUGGAUGAUGCCAUUCCAGAGAUCAGCUCUGAAUGUAUCAGAAUGGAUCAUCUGUUCUUAAGAUUUCUCCCUGUGUUUCGGCAGAGAUCGAACUUUCAACUCAACCCUGUAGCCGAAGUUCAAGAUCCACAACAAGGCUUCAUUCAUGGUGUUGGUUUCAAUCGUUUACAACAACAACAACAAGAGUUUGCAAACAGAACCUCUGCCCCGAGGAGGAACUUCGCCUUUUGUGCAUGUAUUGCGAUUAAACUGAUGAAUGCAAGCCUGCGUGCAUGUUUUGAGAACAGGAAUCAUCAUCGGUUCAAUUUGGUAGCGGCAGUCCUUAAUGUACUGGGUUUGAUGUGCUUGUGA
Messenger RNA from Linum trigynum, 417 nucleotides. The record is from the annotation of a GenBank genome assembly. NCBI's taxonomy places the organism in Eukaryota, Viridiplantae, Streptophyta, Magnoliopsida, Malpighiales, Linaceae.